AUGGCCGCAGGAGGAUUGAAGGACUUGGUGAAGAAGGGCCUGGGGUUGGCAGACAUGGAGUUCAUCACCGGCGGAGGAGCCAUCAACUGGUUCCCAGGCCAUAUGGCUGCCGCCACCUCCGCCAUCCGCGGCCGCCUUAAGCUCGCCGACCUCGUCAUUGAGGUCCGCGACGCUCGCAUUCCCUUAUCCUCCGCCAAUCAGGACCUUGAAGCCCAACUCCGCUCCAAACGCUCCCUCGUCGCCCUCAACAAGAAGGACCUCGCCAACCCCAACAUCAUGCACAGAUGGACUCGGUUCUUCGAGUCGUCCGGGAAAGACUGCCUGCCCAUUAGUGCGCAUAGCAGGAGUUCUGUCUCCAAGCUUCUUGAGCUGGUGGAGUAUAAACUGAAGGAGGUGAUUUCGAGGGAGCCCACCUUGCUUGUUAUGGUCGUUGGGGUUCCUAAUGUUGGCAAAUCUGCUCUGAUUAAUUCUAUUCAUCAGAUUGCUUCGUCUCGCUUUCCUGUGCAGGGGAAGAUGAAGCGAGCUACGGUCGGUCCAUUGCCUGGUGUUACUCAAGACAUUGCCGGAUAUAAGAUUGCUCAUCAGCCUAGCAUAUACGUUCUUGACACUCCAGGUGUAUUGGUUCCAAGUAUUCCAGACAUAGAGACUGGGUUAAAGCUAGCUCUUGCAGGAUCUGUGAAAGAUUCAGUGGUGGGGGAGGAACGUAUUGCUCAAUACUUACUUGCAGUUCUAAAUACUAGAAGGACUCCUCUUCACUGGCGCAACUCACAUAAUAGCAGAACAGAAGCCAUUCAACAUGACGCUCAGGAAAAAGUUGACUAUAGUCUUAUAAAUCUUCAACCAAGGAGGAAGAUGCCAAAUAAGUCUGGCGUCCUGUACGUUGAGGACCUAGUAACAAAAGUAGAAUGUGCUCUAUAUUCGACUCUGUCAGAAUUUGAUGGCAGUGUAGACGAUGAAGCUGACUUGGAGAUGCUUAUAGAUCAGCAGUUUGAAGCACUGCAGAAGGCAUUUAAGAUAGCUAACAAGGGGCCAGAAGCUCGGUUGAUGGUAUCAAAGAAGUUUCUUACCUUAUUUAGAACGGGGAAGUUAGGUCCUUUUAUCCUUGAUGAUGUCCCGGAUUCUAAUUUGCCUCAAUGAUAUUAUCAUAUUGAACAUGUCACCGUCUAUCAAAAUCCUUC
Argentina anserina (silverweed cinquefoil) is the source of this 1178-nucleotide messenger RNA. Its product is annotated as short integuments 2, mitochondrial. The coding region runs from base 1 to 1137 and encodes 378 amino acids. Gene Ontology annotation, molecular function: GTPase activity; GTP binding. Gene Ontology annotation, cellular component: mitochondrion. Gene Ontology annotation, biological process: mitochondrial translation. The record is from RefSeq and is a predicted model, not a curated record. The transcript is spliced from 7 exons. Lineage: Eukaryota; Viridiplantae; Streptophyta; Magnoliopsida; Rosales; Rosaceae.